Molecule: messenger RNA, 1731 nt
Organism: Parasteatoda tepidariorum (common house spider)
Lineage: Eukaryota; Metazoa; Arthropoda; Arachnida; Araneae; Theridiidae
Product: meiosis 1 arrest protein
Biological process (GO): meiosis I; male meiosis chromosome separation; spermatogenesis
Source: RefSeq, a predicted model, not a curated record
GAAUUGCUUUUUGAACAUCGUUGAAAUGUUUGAAACAUCGUCUGCUAAAAAUAAAUUUAUUUACAAGAAAAAUGAAACUUUAUCGAAAAAUAUCGUUUUCUGUUAUUGUUAUUCAUUUAUAAAACAAAAUAGAAAUGGAGAAACAAGAAUGGCGGGAAGCAUUUCAACGGCAACCUACAUAUUAUAUAUUUUUUGAUUUGACUCCGCCAAUGUCAAUAAGCAAUAUAACUACUAUUUGUCAGGUUUUGCAAGAUACCACAAUCUUGGUAAUAUCAAUGAAAGGUUCUUCUCGAUUUUCGGUCUUAGGCGUUUAUGUUUUGUCUGGUAGAACAAAAUGUAUUUUUCCCUUUCAAUCUCUUAAACAGAAUUACACAAAAUUUCAGUUUUCUUUAGAAUGCAUGAAAAGUACUCAUACUUUAUUUACUGGGUCAGAGACGUUUGAAACUAGUGAUUUAUCUACAUGCCUACAGCAUGCUAUACAGCAAUAUGAAACAUAUUUUCAGGGAGCAGUAUUAAAUAAAGAAGAAUGGCCCCAACUGCAAGUGGUGUUUUUCACCGCUCAACCUCUACAGAGAUUCACUAAACAAGUCAAAGAGUCCCUUCAAAGCAUAGAACUAGGAUACAUUAGAAAAGUCAAUGUGAUCAUGCUUAGAAAUCGUCUAUUUCAUACUUCAAUGACUAGCAGUGAAUCGAAAAGUGAAACUCAGUCUCAUAGUUCUCAAAAUAUAUUUGACAAUGAUGUAGAAAAUACUAUAAACAGUCUUUUACAUGCUAUCGAAGUCGAUGCUAACUCUUAUCAACUAGAAAAUGUAAUGAAAUGCUGGCUCCAUGACUGCAGUACAGACUCUGAUCACUUACGGAUUGUUGUUGACAAAUACAACUUACGCUGUGACCUCAAGGAAUGUUUUCUGAAUAUCGAUUCAUUUCCUGUGCAUGGACACUUUAGCAUCGCCGUAGAUUCAACUUAUUCGAAUCAAGUUGGACGAGCAAAUCCUGUUUCAAAACAAAACUUCAUUUCUAAAGUGCCUGUGCUUACUUUGGAGGCAGUAGCCGUUGUUCGUAGAGAAGGUCUUUGCGAAUCUCUUCUUUUUGGACAUCCCUUUAUAGCAACUGCCACUCAGUGUUGGAAACUGGAUUGGGACGAAUUAGAAAGAUGUGAGCAAGAAUUCACAGCUAUUGUUAACUACUUGUACGAAAAAAAUAUGGUUUUAUUAACCAAGAAGCGCAUAAAUCUAUCUGGAACUACAGAUAAAGUGAUACCAGCUGGCCACUUUGUGCUUUUUCCAUCUAAAAAUGCACUGCUCGUGAAAUCCGUUGUCACCCAGGAAUUAUUACUUCCACUAACUCUAUCUGACUCAAAUGCAAUUCCUGAAGAGCUGACGCUGGAAGUCAAGGAAUCCAUGGAGAAGCUAGAGAAAAGAGAUGUAUACAAUCCUGUGAGCGUGAAUUCCGGACUUUAUCGAUAUCUCUUGUCAUUUUUCUCUAAAAACAAAUCUAAAGCAUCUACAAGUUUUGUGGUGCCAAUUAUAAACAAAGACGAGGGUAAAGCAACGUUGAAAAAACGAAGGAAAUGUACAGUUGUACCAGUUGCGGAAGUAGCUUCAAAUGUUUCUCCGGAACCAAACAAUGGAAAGGAUUUCAUGACAGCGUCGACAUUUCUCAAGAAAAAAUUCCUCCAGAAUAUUGUAUAAAUCGAUAUAGUUCAAUAUUAAAUUACCUAUAUAAUGUUUA